GUGCAGGAGAUACAUGUGUGGAGGAGCACGAGAAUAAAGGCGUGUUAUUGAAGUUCGCUCUCAGUCUGAUUGAUUAGAUUCGCACGAUAUACAGUAGGUAUCGAACAGUGGCCACCCGCAUUCAAUCCUUGGACCCCCCUGAUUUUGGGUAUAACUGAUUUAAAGAGGGACGCAAUACAAGGAGAAGAAGAAGAAGAAGAAGAAGAAGAGCAAGAGCAAGAGCCACGUCAUCCGCCGCUUCGUCACCGACGCACGAAAAGAAAGAUGGCAGCUUCCAUCAGGGAAAAACAGACUGCUGCCCUGAAGCGGAUGUUGAAUUUCAAUGCUCCUCCAAUGAAAAACGCUGCAGCUGAACCAGUAUGGAAGGUACUAAUCUACGACCGGUUUGGCCAAGACAUAAUCUCUCCUUUGCUGGCUGUCAAAGAGUUGCGAGACAUGGGCAUAACUUUACACCUACUACUCCAUUCAGAUCGAGACCCUAUCCCAGAUGUUCCUGCCAUCUACUUUGUGCUGCCCACAGAGGAGAAUAUCCAGAGGAUAUGCCAGGACCUUCGGAACCAGUUGUACGAGUCUUACUACCUAAAUUUCAUCUCUGCAAUUUCCAGAAGCAAACUGGAAGACAUUGCCAGUGCAGCACUUGGGGCCAGUGCUGUGAACCAAGUCACUAAGGUGUUUGAUCAGUAUUUGAACUUCAUCACACUGGAGGAUGAUAUGUUUGUCUUGUGCAACCAAAACAAAGAACUUAUUUCCUACCACGCAAUUAAUAAGCCUGACAUCAUGGACACAGACAUGGAGGUCAUCAUGGACACAAUAGUGGAUAGUCUCUUCUGCUUCUUUGUCACUUUGGGUGCCGUGCCCAUAAUCCGUUGUCCAAGAGGUAAUGCGGCAGAGAUGGUGGCUGUGAAACUGGACAAGAAGUUGCGGGAGAACUUGAGGGAUGCCCGUAACAGCCUGUUCACCGGUGAUACCAUGGGAGCCAGCCAAUUCAGCUUUCAGAGGCCUCUGUUUGUACUCUCUGAUCGCAACCUGGACCUGGCAACCCCUCUCCACCACACAUGGACCUACCAGGCUCUGAUCCACGAUGUGCUGGACUUCCACCUAAACAGGGUGAGCAUGGAGGAGUCUGCUGGGCAUGAGGCUUCACCCGCUGGAGCACGGCCAAAGAAGAAGAACAAGAAGAGUUAUGAUCUCACUGCUGCUGACAAAUUCUGGCAAAAACACAAGGGCAGUCCCUUUCCUGAGGUGGCAGAGUCUGUCCAGCAGGAGCUGGACACAUACAGGGCGCAGGAGGACGAGGUCAAACGGCUCAAGAGCAUCAUGGGGCUGGAAGGGGAAGAUGAAGGAGCCAUUAGCAUGUUGUCUGAUAAUACUGCAAAAUUGACCUCUGCUGUCAGCUCGCUGCCUGAGCUCCUGGAAAAGAAGAGAUUGAUCGACCUCCACACCAAUGUAGCAACGGCUGUACUGGACCAUAUCAAGACCCGAAAGCUUGAUGUUUACUUUGAGUAUGAAGAGAAGCUCAUGAGCAAGUCAACCCUGGACAAGUCAUUACUGGAUAUGAUCAGCGACCCGGAUGCUGGGACACCAGAGGACAAGAUGAGGCUUUUCCUAAUAUAUUACAUCACAUCCCAGCAGCCCCCCCCAGAGGCUGAUCUAGAGCAGUAUAUGAAAGCUCUUUUGGAUGCUGGCUGUGACCUCUCACCCCUGAAUUACAUUAAGCAGUGGAAAGCUUUCACCAAGAUGGCGGCAGCUCCAGCUAACUACGGCAACAGUGGGGUCAAACCAAUGGGUCUCUUCUCCAGAGUGAUGAACACAGGCUCCCAGUUUGUGAUGGAAGGGGUGAAGAACCUGGUGUUGAAACAGCAUAAUCUGCCUGUGACUCGCAUCCUGGAUAACCUGAUGGAAAUUAAAUCCAAUCCGGAGACUGAUGACUACAGAUAUUUUGACCCAAAGAUGCUCCGUGGCAGUGAGAGCUCCAUCCCCAGGAACAAGAACCCCUUUCAGGAGGCCAUUGUGUUUGUGGUCGGAGGAGGAAACUACAUUGAGUAUCAAAACCUUGUUGAUUAUACCAAGGCCAAGCAGGGAAAACGAGUCCUCUAUGGCUGCAGUGAGCUCUUCAAUGCUUCCCAGUUCAUCAAACAGCUUUCCCAGCUUGGCCAAAAGUAAAUGCCGGAGCAUUUCUUUUCUUUCUUUCUUUUUUAUAAUAGUGAACUAUAAAUCAAACCCAGAGUUAAGUGUCCAGCUUUCCUUCCAGCUCCUACUUCUCUAAUAUAUCUCCAUAUAUUUGAUAGUGUUUACUAAUUUAGUGAACAGAUUUAUUUCCAUCACUGUACACAGGUCAUAAAUAAAGUUUAACGAUCUUACACACAA
Conger conger (European conger) is the source of this 2367-nucleotide messenger RNA. RefSeq names its product sec1 family domain containing 1 (gene scfd1). The transcript is spliced from 25 exons. Gene Ontology annotation, cellular component: cytosol; Golgi membrane. Gene Ontology annotation, molecular function: syntaxin binding. Gene Ontology annotation, biological process: intracellular protein transport; endoplasmic reticulum to Golgi vesicle-mediated transport. The record is from RefSeq and is a predicted model, not a curated record. The coding region runs from base 265 to 2163 and encodes 632 amino acids. NCBI's taxonomy places the organism in Eukaryota, Metazoa, Chordata, Actinopteri, Anguilliformes, Congridae.